This is a messenger RNA of Vicia faba (fava bean), 1077 nucleotides long. NCBI's taxonomy places the organism in Eukaryota, Viridiplantae, Streptophyta, Magnoliopsida, Fabales, Fabaceae. The record is from the annotation of a GenBank genome assembly.
AUGAUUGUUGAAGAUGAACGACAUACAUAUGGAGGUAAUUUUGAUUACUCUUAUGAUAAUAUGGAUAACAAGAACUCAACAACUGAAACAUUUAGCGGUCCUCAUUCGAAUCUUGCAACAAGACUACAAAGAAGAGCAAAUAUUUGUGAAAAACAAGUUCAUCUUCAAAUUCAAGGAGAUCUAGUCGACUUCUCAGUGAAGCAGAAAUCGUCUCAGAGAAGCGAAAAUCGCCGUUUCAGCGUUUAUCAAUCGUUUCAGUUGCAAGGAAUCGCUUCUCAAAAUCGCUUCAAGUUGCAAUCGCUUCUCAAAAUCAUUUCAGCUGGUUUGGCAAUUGGUGGUGGAUUAACAGACCCUGUAACACAAGUUGUUACUCAUGUUGCUAAUGCUUAUUACGUUGGAUUAAUCAAUGAGAAGCAAAAGAAUGAGUUGGAAAAAGCACAAUUUGAAGUUUUUAGAUUGGUUGAAAGAGGGAAUUGGAGUGAGGCAACUGAUGCUAGAAACAAUGCAUUGAGUUUAUUGUGUAGCAUGACUGGGUUGGCUACUUUGUUUGAUUAUUCAAGGAAAAUUCCUUAUGAAGAUGAUUUGGUUGAAAAGUUGUUGAACAUUGCUGAAGUGAAGAAGGCUUUAGGAGUGAAUGUCGAUGAAUCGUUUGUUUACGAGAUAUGCAGUGAUGCUGUUGGUGAUUUAUUGCAUGAUGAUGUGAUGAAAAGUGUUAAGUUUAUGGUGGAGAAGUUAUUGAAAGAGAGUACUAAAGUGUUGUUGUAUCAAGGACAACGUGAUUUGCAAGAUGGUGUGGUUCAAGUUGAGGCUUGGGUGAAGACAAUGAAAUGGGAAGGGAUUGUUGAGUAUUUGAAUGCUGAGAGAGAGAUUUGGAAGGUGAAAGGAGAUUUAGCUGGUUAUGUGCAGAAAUGGAUGACUCUUACUAAUGUUGUGGUUUGGGGGGCUAGACAUCUUUUGCCUACUGAUCAACCUUUGAACUCUCAAGCUAUGAUUGAAGAUUGGGUUUUGGAAAAGGGUUUAUUUGGAAGUGUCUUGUAUCCAAAUGUGUCCACGAAUUCUGUACAUGAUGAUGUCUAA